CAAAAAAGCGGUGGUACGAUUUGCAUACACAAGAAAAAGUAGUUAUCAUUACUCUGUAGUUUUAUAGUUUAUGCGAAAUGAGAGAACAUUUAGUAUUUGGCAAACGGUGGUGGUGAAACGAAUUGGCUAACGUUUCCAAUUUUUAUCAUGUAAGAGCACCAUCUGGUAAUCUGUAAUCGGUAUUACUUAGUGAAAUUUUUAAAAAUAUAAUUAAAUCCGUGGCAGUAUGUUUGUGUGGAAGAUUUGAUAGAUUGGUUUUUAUCAAAGAAGACUCGUCACUGAGAUAAUUUUAAAACUAUGGAGAAAAUACUGCAGUAACUGUUAACUAGACGGGGCAACGUUUUUUCCUAAUAAAAAGACCAGUAUAUACAUUCAUCAUGAAUUCUGUAAUCAUAUUUUCUUUAAUGCUUGUCAUAUUGCUUAAUGUAAAACAUGGGUUGUUCAUAUCACAACAUCCAAAACUACUUGUAGUAUCAUAUGAUGCAUUCAGAUUUGACUACUUUAGUAGAAACUUGACUCCUUACAUGAACAAAUUGAAACAUGAAGGCACAUAUGUAGAUUAUAUGAUGAACAUUUUUGUCACUAAAACAUUUCCUAAUCAUCAUACAAUGGCUACAGGAUUAUAUGCAGAAACACAUGGAGUUGUAGAUAGUGAAUUUUAUGAUCCUGAUUCAAAAAAUAUAACAAAGUAUUCAUCUAAUUUAUAUAGUUAUGAUAAUAGAGUACUUCCUAUUUGGACUAUUAAUGAAAAAGGAGGUGCUCAAAGAAGAAGUGGCACAAUGAUGUGGCCUGGUUGUAUUUUUGAAUACCAAGGAACUAAACCUACAUUUGCACAGAGUUUCAAUGAAACUAUUUCUUGGGAAGAGAGAAUAGAUACUUUAAUAUCAUGGUUUGUUCAUCCUAUACGUCCAAUAAAUUUUGGAAUACUAUACAUUGAAGAACCAGAUUAUCAUGGCCAUGUUAUUGGAAUAAAAGGAGCUGAAUUUGAUGAUAUUCUUAGAAAAUUAGAUAAUAUUACUAGGUAUCUACAUGAAAAGAUAGAGUAUCAUGGUUUACAUGAUCUUAAUGUUAUACAUUUGAGUGAUCAUGGAAUGACAACUGUUAAAAUAGACAGGAUAAUAGAUCUAACAAAAUAUAUUAACAGUUCUGAUUAUACAUUUGUGGGUACUUCACCAGGAUUACACAUUUUCCCAAAUCCUGGUAAGGAAGAAAUUAUUUAUCAGACAUUGAAACAAGCAGCAGAGAAGACAAUGACAUUCAAAGUUUAUAAACGGGAAGAAAUUCCCGCGAAAUAUCAUUAUAGAAAUAAUACGCGUGUUGGCCCUAUUUUUGUCAUUGCUGAAGUUGGAUAUGCAUUUCAAAAUCUUCUUGGUACUAUAGAAGAGUACAAAAAGAAAUACAAUAUUACAGUAAAUAGUGAUUCAGAAUUUGGCCUUCAUGGUUAUGAUAAUGAAGCAACAGAAAUGCAUCCUUUCUUUUUUGCAAAUGGUCCUGCAUUCUCGCGUAGGUGCAAACUGAAUACUUUCAAUAAUGUAGAUUUGUUCCCCUUAUUUUGUGAGAUACUUGAUCUACAUUGUCCCAAAGUAAAUGGUACUUUAUCACAUGUAACCCAGUGCCUUAAAAAGCAUAAACAGGAUAUCACAGUGAUUGCCUAUCGUAUGAUAUUCGUAGCUAGUACUAUUUCUAUGACAAUGGUUGGAAUUAUAGGAGCAAUAGUAAUGUUCUAUAUGAGGAAACGGCGAUUAGAAGCAAAGAAUUUGAAAUUAUUUUAUGAAAGGAUACUGGAAGAAUUGGAAGCACAGUACCAUUGGGAUGAAAAUCACGAUAUAGAAAGUGCUACUUGCAAGUAAAUUUUCAAAAAUCUGUUUUCAAAUUUUCGAUUUCUAUUUCACAUUAUUUAAAGAAAGAUUGCCUUAUCUCUGUACAAGAUAAAACAAAAAUUCUGAAUCUUAAGUCGACUGGCGAUGUUGAUAACUUAUUUCUCUUUUCAGAUUAAACAAUUUUCCAGAUUUAUUCAUAAUUUCAUGCCACGCGAAGAAUAAUCAUUUAUAUGCGAAUAAAGAAAAUGUUAAAUAUAGGAAAACUCUUUUACAAUAUA
Habropoda laboriosa is the source of this 2098-nucleotide messenger RNA. Its product is annotated as bis(5'-adenosyl)-triphosphatase enpp4-like. The transcript has 9 exons. The record is from RefSeq and is a predicted model, not a curated record. Lineage: Eukaryota; Metazoa; Arthropoda; Insecta; Hymenoptera; Apidae. Bases 378 to 1850 code for a protein of 490 amino acids.